CCGCUCUCUGUGCGCAGGCGCGCAGAUCGAGGCCCUUUGCGACUCGGUGCGCAGGCGCCCCAGGCGCUGCUAAUUGUAGAAGCAAUGGACGCGCUGGAGUCGUUGUUGGACGAAGUGGCCUUGGAGGGUCUCGAUGGCUUGUGUUUGCCUGCUCUGUGGAGCCGUCUGGAGUCCCGAGUGCCUCCCUUCCCGCUGCUGUUGGAGCCCUACACGCAGGAGUUUUUGUGGCGGGCUCUUGCCACGCAUCCGGGCAUCAGCUUCUAUGAAGAGCCUCGGGAGCGCCCCGACCUCCAGCUGCAGGAUCGGUAUGAAGAAAUCGACUUGGAAACUGGAAUUUUGGAGUCCCGGAGGGACCCGGUCUCUUUGGAGGAUGUCUACCCCAUUCAUAUGAUCUUAGAGAAUAAGGAUGGCAUCCAGGGCUCAUGCCAGUUCUUCAAGGAGAGGAAAAACAUUACCAGUAACAUCAGGACCAAGUCUUUGCAGCCUCGUUGUACAAUGAUGGAGGCAUUUGAUAGGUGGGGCAAGAAGCUAAUCAUUGUUGCCUCCCAAGACUUGCGCUACAGGGCCCUGAUAGGCGCAGAGGGGGACCCUGACCUGAAGCUCCCCGACUUCUCCUACUGCAUCUUGGAGCGACUGGGCCGGUCCAGGUGGCAAGGAGAGCUGCAGCGAGACCUUCACACAACCGCUUUCAAGGUUGACGCGGGAAAGCUUCAUUAUCACCGGAAGAUCUUGAACAAAAACGGGCUCAUUACAAUGCAGUCGCAUGUGAUCCGAUUGCCCACGGGAGCCCAGCAACACUCCAUCCUCCUGCUCCUGAACCGGUUCCAUGUGGACAGGAGGAGCAAAUACGACAUCCUCAUGGAGAAGCUCUCGGGCGUGCUGAGCACCCGGAGUAACCGCAUCGAGACGCUGGGCAGGCUGCGGGAGGAGCUGGGGCUGUGUGAGAGGACAUUUAAGCGUCUGUACCAGUACAUGCUGAACGCGGGGCUGGCCAAGGUGAUAACCCUUCCCUUACAAGAGAUUCACCCCGAAUGUGGACCUUGUAAGACCAAAAAAGGGACGGACGUCAUGGUCCGGUGCCUCAAGCUGCUGAAGGAGUUCAAGAAGAAGGUCGAAGAUGACCACGACGACGACGACGAGGAGGAGGAGGUCAUCUCCAAGGCCCUGCUCCCCGUGGACAUCGUGUACGAGCGGGACAUGCUCACGCAGACCUAUGACCUCAUUGAGCGCAGAGGCACAAAAGGAAUUUCCCAAGCUGAAAUCCGAGUGGCCAUGAACGUGGGGAAGCUGGAAGCAAGAAUGCUGUGUCGGCUUCUUCAGAGGUUCAAGGUUGUCAAGGGCUUCAUGGAGGACGAAGGCCGGCAGCGGACCACCAAGUACAUCUCGUGUGUGUUUGCCGAGGAGAGCGACCUGAGCCGGCAGUAUGCCCGCGAGAAGGCCCGGGGCGAGCUGCUGACCACCGUGAGCCUGGCCUCCAUGUCCGAGGAGCCGCUGCUGCCCGAAGGCGAGGACGCCUUUCUCUCCGAGUCAGACAGCGAGGAGGAGGGCAGCAGGGGCGGCAAGCGCAGGCCCCAGGGAGCCCAGGCCCACACGCGACCUUCGGCAGAGUUCAGACCUGGAGUGCAGCCUCCUCACUCCACCCCAACCAAGGGUGGGUGGAAACUCCUCAACCUUCACCCCUUGAAGAGGCAGCUGCCUUCCUCCCCAGGGGCUGCUGAGGAGCGAGCCUCCCGGAGCUCGGGGAGCAGGGACAACUUGGACACCAGCGGCUCCUCAGACUUCAACGUGUCCUUCGGCUCCCACUGCGUGGAGAGCUCCAGUGGCGACAUAGCCAUGAUCGAGGAGGUGCGGCUGGACAACCCCAAGGAGAGCGGCAGCUCCCAGAAGGCCGGGAAGCAUGGCACAGGCCCCGACAAGCCCCACAAGACCUACCGACUGCUGAAACGCCGGAAUCUGAUCAUAGAAGCCGUCACCAACCUUCGCCUGAUUGAGAGCCUGUUCACGAUUCAGAAGAUGAUCAUGGAUCAGGAGAAGCAGGAGGGCGUGUCUACCAAGUGCUGCAAGAAGUCCAUCAUCCGCCUGGUGCGGAACUUGUCCGAGGAAGGCCUCCUGAGGCUGUAUCGGACCACGGUGAUUCAGGACGGCAUCAAAAAGAAGGUGGAUCUGGUUGUGCACCCGUCCAUGGACCAGAACGACCCUCUUGUGAGAAGCGCCAUCGAGCAGGUCCGCUUCCGGAUCUCCAAUUCAAGCACGGCAAACAGGGGGAAGGCUCCUCAGCCUCCAGCACCCCCAGAGGAGGUAGAAGAAGAAAGUCAAGGACAAGAGGAACCAAGCAGAUCAGGAGACCCUGACAUGAACGCUUCCUCCAAGCCAGAGAGUGGGCGGGCUAAAAAGACCGAUGAGAAGAUGGGCGUAACCCCGAUGAAAAAUUACCACCCUGUUGUAGUCCCGGGCCUCGGGCGCUCCCUCGGGUUCCUGCCCAAGAUGCCUCGCCUGCGGGUGGUGCACACGUUCCUGUGGUACCUGAUCUACGGGCACCCUGGCUGCUAUGUGGUGGAGAAGCCAGUGUUGUACAGCGGGGAAAGGAGAGGCGGCAGGAACUCCAGGGGUGACUGGGAGGCCUCGGAUCGCAGGGACAAUCCAGACGGUGUCACCUGGGAGACUGAGGUGGAGCUGUCCACAGAGACAGUGUACGUGGACGACGCCUCCUGGAUGCGCUUCAUCCCGCCUGUCCCCGUCCACCGCGACUUCGGCUUUGGCUGGGCGCUCGUCAGCGACAUCCUCCUCUCGCUGCCCCUUUCCAUCUUUGUCCAGAUCGUGCAAGUCAGCUACAAGGUGGAAGGCCUGGAGGAGUACCUGAACCACCCUCUGAAGCAGCACACGCUCAUCCGCUUCCUGCCCAGGGCCAUCCGGCAGCAGCUCCUGUACAAGAGGCGGUAUGUCUUCUCGGUGAUGGAGAGCCUGCAGAGGCUGUGCUACAUGGGGCUGCUUCAGUUCGGCCCCACGGAGAAGUUCCAGGACAAGGACCAGGUCUUCGUCUUCCUGAAGAAAAACGCCGUCAUCAUCGACACCACCAUCUGUGACCCCCAUUACAACCUGGCCCACAGCAGCCGGCCCUUCGAGAGGCGGCUCUACGUGCUGAACUCCAUGCAGGACGUGGAGAGCUACUGGUUUGAUCUGCAGUGUGUCUGCCUCAACACCCCACUAGGUGUCGUGCGCUGCCUGGGUGUCCCGAAGAACAGCACGGAACAGGGCAGUGACGAGGAGGGCAGCCUGCGAAAGGAGCAGGAGACCGCCGUGGACAAGCACAACCUGGAGCGGAAAAGCGCCAUGCAGGAGUACACCACGGGCAGCCGUGAGGUGGUGGAUGAAGGCCACAUCCCUGGCGACGGGCUGGGAGCCGCUGGGCUCGAUUCCAGUUUCUAUGCACACCUGAAACGCAAUUGGAUCUGGACCAGCUACAUCAUCAACAAAGCCAGAAAGGAGAGCGUCACCGCGGAGAAUGGGCUCACCGUGAGACUACAGACGUUCCUGUCCAAGCGCCCCCUGCCUCUCGGAGCUGCAGGCGGUAGCAGGGUGGCCCUGUGGGGGGAAGCAAAGGCAGGCAGCGAGCUCCCCGCCCAGCGGGAGCAGUUCGGGAUGGAGCGGGAGCCCACGCUAGGCCGAAACCGCAGGGUCAAGGGCGGCAGAAACCAGAAGCGAAAGCGGCUGAGGAAGGAGCCGGGCAAGAGGACCAAGCGGAGGAGGAAAGAGGAGCUGCCCGGAGCCAAAAACAAAAGGCCACGCUACCACGACGAGGCCGACCAGAGCGCCCUGCGGAGGAUGACCCGGCUGCGCGUGUCCUGGUCCACGCAGGAGGAUGGGCUGCUCGUGCUCUGCCGCAUCGCCAGCAAUGUUCUCAAUUCCAAGGUGAAGGGCCCGUUCGUCCCCUGGCAGGUCGUGCGGGACAUCUUGCAUGCCACCUUUGAAGAGUCCCUGGACAAAACAUCGCACUCAGUGGGACGAAGAGCCCGCUACAUUGUCAGAAACCCGCAGGCCUAUCUGAACUACAAGGUUUGCCUGGCUGAGGUGUACCAGGAUAAAGCCCUGGUUGGCGAUUUCAUGAACCGGAAGUGUGACUACGAGGACCCAAAGGUUUGUGCCAAGGAGUUUAAGGAAUUUGUGGAGAAGCUCAAAGACAAGUUCAGUUCCGCGCUGAGGUGCCCCAACCUUGACAUCCCAGACACCAUGCAGGAGCUGUUCACCAGGUACCGGGUUUUAGCGAUUGGAGAUGAAAAAUCCCGGACGAGGAAAGAGGACGAGCUGAACAGCGUGGAGGACAUCCAGUUCCUGGUGCUGCAGAACCUGAUCCAGAGCACACUCUCCCUCUCCAACAGCCAGAUGAGGUCCUGCCAGUCCUUCCAGACGUUCCGCCUCUACCGCGAGUACAAGGAGCCGGUGCUGGCGCGGGCCUUCAUGGAGUGUCAGAAGAGGAGCCUGGUCAAUCGGCGCCGGGUCAGCCACACCACAGGCCCCAAGAAGAACCGGGCCCUGCCCUUCGUGCCCAUGUCCUACCAGCUGUCCCAGUCCUACUACAGGCUUUUUACCUGGCGAUUUCCCAGCUCCGUCUGCACGGAAUCGUUCGAGUUCUUUGACAGACUCCGGGAUGCCGGCAGGUUGGACCAGUCUGAUCCUUUUUGCUUCAAAGACCAGGAUAAUAGUGAGCCCCCCGCCGGCAUGGUGGCGUUCUCCAUGGACGGCCCCGGAGGACACUGUGCGACCGCCCUGACCCUCUGGUCCCUGGGCCUCAUCUCCGUGGAUGUCAGGAUCCCAGAGCAGAUCCUGGUGGUGGACAGUUCCAUGGUGGAGAGCGAGGUCAUGAAGAGCCUGGGGAAGGAUGGGGGCCUGGACGAGGAGGAGGACGAGGAGGAAGACCUAGAGGAAGGCGCGGGUGGCAAGCGUGCGGGUGUGGAGGUGAAGGCGCACCAGGCCUCGCACACCAAGUACCUGCUGAUGCGGGGCUGCUGUGUGCCUGGCCUCGUGAGCACGCGCAACCUCAACCCCAACGACAGCGUGGUGGUGAACUCCUGCCAGGUGAAGUUCCGCCUCCGCCGCACGCCCCUGCACACGCGGCUCAGGCCUGCCGACCCCUCUCUGCAGGAGCUGACCGUGGGGACCUCCUGCCUCCCCGACUCCUUCACUAGGCUGAUGGAGCCCCCAGGAAACAUGUUCAGCCCAGAGGAGUUUGCCCAGCAGGGGGCGCUCUCUGGGUACAGCCCUGAGGACCUGUCUGCCUCCCAGGAGAUCUGGCAGGCUCUGGUCUCCGCCGGCUGCUUCGGGAUUGACAAGGAGAAGCUGAGCAGCCAGUUCUCUGCCGUGGUGAAGACAGCAGGCACCAGGACAUUCCAAGACUACGUCCAGGACCUCCUGGCAUGGAACCAGGUGCUGGAAGUCGGCAGCAGCACCAUCCGCCUGGUGGCCACGGCCUUCGCCCGGCCCUGGCUGCUGCACUCGGUGCGGCUGAAGAACACGGAGGAGGACGCCCUGGCCGCGCUCCCCGAGGGACCUGCCGGCGAGAGCAGUGCCCCUGAGCGGCCGGCUCCGCUCUCUCAGAGCACCAAGCGCCGCUCACGCUGGGCCAGCCAGAGCAGCGACACCGACGUGGACACCGAGUGUGCCCAGAAGCCCCCCGUGAAGAGGCCAGCACUCCAGGACCUGCGCUGGACUUGCAGCACCAGGCUGGUGACAGAAGAGGGGGCAAAGACCCCAGCUCCUGAAGACGCGGGCAUAGCAGGCCCUGGGCAGGAGGCGCAUGAGCAUGGCGGGCCUAGCUCCCCGGGCCCGGAGCAGCUGAGCUCUCAGGCCCAGCUUCCGGAGGGCUUGGAAGACCCCAGAGGGCUCCUGGACACCUCUGGAGCUGGUGGCCUCGCCCAGGUGGCUCCUCCAGAAAAGGACUGUGAGGACAUCUGCUUCAUCGGCCGCCCGUGGCGUGGCGUGGACGGCCUGCUGAACAUGCCAGUGUGUAAGGGCAUGAUGGAGGCCCUGCUGUACCAUGUCAUGAGCAAGCCCGGCGUCCCCGAGAGCAGCCUGCUGCAGCACUACCAGGGCGUCCUGCAGCCUGUCGCCGUGCUGGACCUGCUGCAGGGCCUGGAGUCCCUGGGCUGCAUCCGGAAGCGUGUGCUGAGGAAACCCCCCACUGUGUCGCUCUUCUCCGACCCGGAGCCCCUGGUGCCCUCGGGGCUGGGUGGCAGCACCACAGCCUUCUAUGAGCCCACACUGGACUGCACCAUCCGCCUGGGCUGCGUCUUCCCACCCAAGGUCAACUGGAACAAGUGGACCCACCUGUAGGCCUGUGCGCCGCCGACACGGCCGUCCCUGGACGCUGGUCCCCAGUGCCCUAGGAUCCCGAGUGGAGCAGAGCGGUCUGUGCCGAGCUCCUGCGAGGGGACCGUGUGCUGGCAGAGCCAGGCCGAGGGUGCCGUGGCUCCUCCGGUCUCUUCUCACCUGCGGCCGAGCAUCACCCAGCCAGUGGGACGUGUGGCCUGGGUCCCCGCCCUCUGGGGCUCUCGCUCCCUCUCCCUAGUACCGUGUCUGCUGAGCCUCUCUGAACCCUAGUUCAGGUGAGCACCAGAGCCUCCGGAGGGGCCUCAUCCCUGAGUUCUCCGAGGGGCAGCUCCUGUUGCCACCACCACAGGCCACCUGGCCCUCCCAAGUACCACUGAGGGCAGGGGCCUUGUGGGGACCCCAGAAGAGGGCCCCAGCAGCCCCCAAGGAGUGCCAUCCUGCCCGCCAGAAAGGGGGUCCCUGAAGGUCCUGGUUUGGUUUUGUUCUUUCAGCCUCCUUCCUCAUUUACAAACAGGUCCCCUGCGUGUAUUUAUUUAUUUUUAAUUAAGUGGAAUGGAAUGCAUUUAGCUUUGCAUGUUCUGUCCCUGGGGCCCCUGCUCAGCUGGAAUAGCCAGGAAUGGCCAUGCUGAGGAAGACGGGAUGGGUAAGCCGGCUGAGGGCCUCUGUGCUGUGCUGUGGACGGGAGGCUGGGCAGCCCUGCCCCACCCCACAGCGGCCCACAUCCCACCAGGUCUUUUGGUUACUGACAUUUUAAACAUGUUGGUUUCACCUUUAAAUGGAUUUGCACGUCUGGCUGCUUCUGAGACGGCCGCAGCAGCCAUGGACUUGGGUCUGUGGGACAUGCAGGGUGCUCGGCUGUGAGCCUCUGGCCAACAGGGCCCACCGCCCAUGUCUCCUGCCCACCGAAGGGGACUCUGCACGUGGGACCCUGUGCCUGCACCCGGAUCCUGGUCUUGCCAGGCCGGGGCUCCUGCAGCGCCAUCCACACUGUGCUGCACGGUGGGCAGCUUCGGCUAAAAAGGAACAGGUGUGUGCUGCUUUAGAAGUGUGGUACCCGCAAGAUGCCCCAUACCUGCCUGGGAGGGGAAGGGAGGUUAGGACUGGAAGUACUGGCUUCGCUGUUCUGCCCGCCCUACCGAGCUGUGCCUCGGUCUCCGGAAACCGCAGUGCAGACCACGUGAGCUGUCCCCCAGAUCAGCAGGGAGCUGUGAAGGUGAAAUACCUAAUGUGCUGGCACCAGGAGUUGUGAAGGACUGCAGACUUAGGACAGAAGCGCUGAGCACACACUGCUAAUAAAAUCCAAGAGGGAGCCUUGGGUCUGCCAUGCCUCUCACAGCAGGGUCCUCAGCUUCGUGUCGUUUUCCUGGCUCUCGUUUUUGUAUUCUUUUCCCCUAGAUGAGUGAUACAUGAGCCGGUUUCCCUGCAUAUUCAGGUCUUAGGGGUAGGGCUGGAGCCCAAGCCACUCUCCACUGCCUGUACCUGGUUGCAGCCGGGGCGCAGAACGGGGAGGUGGUUUUGCAGGAAAGUGUGCAGCACAUGUAGCUUGCUUCCCCCCGCCCCUCACACGUCAGUAUCCCCACAUUUGAGCCACCCGAGUCCCGCGGAUUCUUAUGCUCUACCCCUCCCCGUGGUCAGAUGGCUCCUGGCCCUCAGAUGGCCUCCCAGCCCUGCAGUCACCCUCACCUUCUUGGGUCCUUGCACGGCACCUGACCCUCCCUGCCAGCCUCAGUCCACCACCUGGGUGUGACCCGUCUGGUGACCGUGGGUCCUGGCCUCCCCUGCCACCUCCCCUACCACCUGGGGCCAUCUUCCCCUGGGCCCUUGGCUCUGCUACCAGGGGUUUUCCGGCACUCCUGUGCGCAUGUGCCCAAGAUGGGUGUGGCAGCUGGCACUUCACCUGCGGUCCAGGCAGGGUCUCUAAGGAGCACAGCCCGGCCCCGCCCCUGCCCCCACCUGCCUGGCUAUUCCCAAAUCAGAGGAGUGCCUGCCGUUCCAGCACUUGCCAGUAGGGGGUGGCAGCCACCUAGGCAUCUUUGUUUCCCGAUGCUUCUGUGUUGGUCCUCAGAAAUGACACCUAGCAGCAGCACUGCAAGCACUUCCAAGGCGCCAGACGCCCUCUGGGCACUGUAGCCAGGGGAACCCAUGUCUAGGUGCCAUCUGCUCUUCUGCUGUGGGGGAAGCUGAGGCAGGAGGAGGUUACACACAGGCUCCCCGAGUCGGGUGUCAGCAGUCUGUGGUCUGGCCAGCGUGUGCCCUGGGGUGCUGGAUGGGAGAGCUUGGGGACGGCUCCACCCACUUAUAGGCUCAGGUGCCGUGGUUGACUCCACCUGCUCUGUGACCCCUUCUCCUACCACUGUCGGUCCUACCUGGCCGCUGAGCAGAGCCCUGUGCGGGCAGUGGGUACUGUGCCUAUGUAAGACUGGGACUUUUAAAAUUAUUUGU
Fukomys damarensis (Damara mole-rat) is the source of this 8766-nucleotide messenger RNA. It is a transcript of the gene Gtf3c1, whose product is annotated as general transcription factor IIIC subunit 1. Lineage: Eukaryota; Metazoa; Chordata; Mammalia; Rodentia; Bathyergidae. The record is from RefSeq and is a predicted model, not a curated record. The coding region runs from base 85 to 6327 and encodes 2080 amino acids. Gene Ontology annotation, cellular component: transcription factor TFIIIC complex. Gene Ontology annotation, biological process: transcription initiation at RNA polymerase III promoter; 5S class rRNA transcription by RNA polymerase III. Gene Ontology annotation, molecular function: DNA binding. The transcript is spliced from 37 exons.